UGGAAAUGAUGAUGACCAUGAUGUUUGAAGUGUUCAUGAUCCUCGUGAUGCUUAUGGUGAUGAUGAUGACCAUGGUGGUCAUGAUGAUGAUGACCUUCGUGAUGUUUAUGGUGUUCGUGGUGUUUGUGAUGUCCCUUAUGAUCGUGAUGAUGUUUGUGUUCCUCCUUAUGUUCCUCGUGGUGAUGAUGAUCUUCGUGAUGGUGGUGUUUAUGUUCCUCGUGGUGUUUAUGAUGAUGGUCUUCGUGGUGACCGUGGUGAUGUCCGUGUUUAUGCUCAUGAUGAUGUCCAUGGUGGUUAUGGUGUCCAUGGUGAUGAUGAUGUUCGUGUUUGUGUUCAUUAUCAUGUUUGUGAUGGUGGUGUUGAUGAUGACCAUGUCCGUGUUUAUGAUGAUGCUUGUGAUGAUGAUCUUGAUGAUGAUGAUGAUGAUGAUCUUGAUGAUGUUCGUGUUUAUGUUCAUGUUUAUGCCCGUGCUUAUUUUCAUGAUGAUGUCCGUGUUUAUGCUCGUGAUGGUGACCAUGUUUGUGCUCGUGACCAUGUUUGUGGUGAUGACCAUGGUGAUGGCCAUGAUGAUGACCAUGCUUAUGCUCAUGCCCAUGUUUGUGGUGAUGUUCUUCUUUCUCUUUGUGCUCAUGAUGGUGGUGGUGAUCGUUUUUAUGAUGAUGAGCAUGAUGAUGAUGAUGUUUAUUGUAGUGAUCAUGUUUGUGAUGAUGAUGAUGUUUACCAUGAUGCUUAUGUUCUUCAUGAUGCUCAUGCUUGGAAGUAUGAUGAUGAUGAUGACCGUGAUGGUGUUUUUCAUGGUGAUCAUGUUUAUGGUGAUGUUUGUGUUCAUGUUUAUGGUGAUGUCCAUGUUUGUGAUGCUCACCAUGUUUAUGGCCGUGUUUAUGAUGAUGGUGGUGACCGUUUUUGUGGUGAUGACCAUGUUCAUGUUUCUCUUCAUGUUUAUGUUUCUCAUCGUGAUGAUGACCAUGUUUAUGAUGAUGAUGAGCGUGAUGGUGAUUCUUGUGCUCUUCAUGAUGUUUAUGCUCAUGAUGCUCAUGGUGCUUAUGAUGAUGAUCGUGCUCAGCGUGGUGUUUAUGAUGAGCGUGAUGGCCGUGUUUGUGAUGAUGGUGAUGUUUAUGAUCGUGAUGUUCUUUAUGGCCAUGAUGAUGAUGGCUGUGAUGGCCAUGUGAUCGGUAAUCAUAGCCGGUCGAUGCAUGUAAAUUAUCUAUCCCUGAACUUGCUAAAACUGUAAUAUCGUUACGUUUUUUUGUAUCUGAA
This is a messenger RNA of Phymastichus coffea, 1257 nucleotides long. RefSeq names its product ATP synthase subunit a. Bases 6 to 1169 code for a protein of 387 amino acids. NCBI's taxonomy places the organism in Eukaryota, Metazoa, Arthropoda, Insecta, Hymenoptera, Eulophidae. Gene Ontology annotation, cellular component: membrane. The transcript has a single exon. Gene Ontology annotation, biological process: transmembrane transport. Gene Ontology annotation, molecular function: transmembrane transporter activity. The record is from RefSeq and is a predicted model, not a curated record.